Messenger RNA from Calliphora vicina (urban bluebottle blowfly), 2522 nucleotides. RefSeq names its product hiiragi (gene hrg). The transcript is spliced from 8 exons. Bases 448 to 2514 code for a protein of 688 amino acids. Gene Ontology annotation, molecular function: RNA binding; poly(A) RNA polymerase activity. Gene Ontology annotation, cellular component: nucleus. NCBI's taxonomy places the organism in Eukaryota, Metazoa, Arthropoda, Insecta, Diptera, Calliphoridae. The record is from RefSeq and is a predicted model, not a curated record.
AAAAAGCAGUGGCUUGAAAAAAAGUAGCAAAAAACGAGAGAAAUAAAGAAAUUAAAUGCGUGGAUAGCAAAUGAAAGAAUAAAAAAAAUACGAAAAAACUAAAGUAAAUCGCUUUGUAAUGUUUAUUACAAAAAAAUAAUAAAGAAAAGACAUUGGCAUUGCAAAAAAAUCAAAUAAAAAAUUAUAUAUACAUACAUGCAUACAUACACAUAUAAUUAAUGCAAAAGGAAGCAGCAAUAACAACUAUUUAAAAAUUCCAAGAAUAGCUGAGAAUGAACUUUUGAAAUAAUUAAAAUAAAAACGAAACGCAUUAAAUUAAGACGCAGCAGAACAAGCAAAAGAUAGCAGCAAUAUUUUAGAUUUUUUUCUAUACAAUAAACAUACUUAGAUAAUAGGAACAAUUUUGCAAACAAUUGCCUAACUAAAGGUAAGAAAAAUUGUAGAAACAUGUGGAAUUCAGAAGUACGACAGCAGCAAAACGGUGUUACUACCUCAUCCUCCAACUCAAUACUCAAUUCUUCUAGCCAAAAUUCACAAAACAAUGGCAGCAAUGGUUCUUCACGCAACUCUACACAGCAGCAGCAGCCCGCCAAACAGUUGGGCAUGACUUCGGCCAUAAGUUUGGCCUGUCCCCGACCCGAAGACGUACAAAAAUCUGACGAGCUGCGCAAGGCCUUGGAGCCCUAUAAGGUUUUCGAAACGGAAGAGGAAUUGAAUCAUCGCAUGGAAAUACUUGCCAAACUCAAUACUCUUGUCAAACAGUGGGUCAAAGAGAUAUCACUGUCCAAGAAUAUGCCUGAAGUGGCCGCCCAAAAGCUGGGUGGUAAAAUCUAUACAUUCGGUUCAUAUCGUUUGGGUGUACACCACAAAGGUGCUGAUAUUGACGCAUUGUGUGUGGCACCACGCAAUAUAGAACGUGCCGAUUAUUUUACAUCAUUCUUUGAGCUGUUGAAAAAACAACCGGAGGUAACCGAAUGCCGUGCCGUUGAGGAGGCGUUUGUACCGGUUAUAAAAAUGAAUUUCGAUGGCAUCGAAAUUGAUUUACUAUUUGCUCGUUUAUCUCUCAAAGAGAUACCGGACGAUUUUGAUUUGCGCGACGACAACCUAUUGAAAAACUUGGAUCCACGUUCGGUGCGCAGUUUGAACGGCUGUCGCGUAACAGAUGAAAUAUUGUCGUUAGUACCGAAUAUAGAGAAUUUUCGUUUAGCAUUGCGUUCCAUAAAGUUGUGGGCUAAAAAACAUGGCAUCUAUUCAAAUUCAUUGGGUUACUUUGGUGGUGUAACCUGGGCUAUGUUAGUGGCACGUACCUGCCAAUUGUAUCCAAAUGCUACAGCCUCCACAUUGGUACAUAAAUUCUUUUUGGUUUUCUCGCGUUGGAAGUGGCCCAACCCCGUCUUGCUAAAACAUCCAGACAAUGUUAAUUUAAGAUUUCCGGUAUGGGAUCCCCGUGUUAACGCUUCAGAUCGUUAUCAUUUAAUGCCGAUUAUAACGCCGGCCUAUCCACAACAAAAUUCCACAUUUAACGUUUCGGAAUCCACGAAAAAAGUUAUAUUAAUGGAAUUCAAUAGAGGCAUGUCAACAACAGAUGAAAUAAUGUUGGGCAGAGCUUCGUGGGAUAGAUUAUUUGAGGCUCCCAGUUUCUUUUAUAGAUAUCGCCACUUUAUUGUUUUAUUGGUUAACUCACAAACCGCUGACGAUCAUUUGGAAUGGUGCGGUUUGGUUGAGUCUAAAAUUCGUCUCUUGAUUGGCAACUUGGAGCGCAAUCAACACAUUUCUUUGGCCCAUGUCAAUCCCAAGUGUUUUGACCACAAGAAGGGCAACAAUAAUAAUUCUUGUUCACAAAAUAGCAGCAGCGGCAAUGAAGAUGAUAAAUCUCAAAAUCCUGCUACGACAGCAGGUGCUGCUGUUGCCGGACAAGCAACACUGACCGCAUCGCCAUAUUGUUCGAUGUGGUUUAUCGGUUUGGAAUUUGAGCGCACGGAAAAUCUGAAUGUUGAUUUAACCGAAAGUAUACAGAAUUUUACAGAGCAUGUAAUACAACAUGGUGUCAACAUAAAAAUGUUAAAGGAAGGCAUGUCCAUAGAAGCCCGUCACGUGAAACGCAAACAGUUGUCACAGUAUUUGGAUGCUGACUUCUUGAAACGUGAACGUAAAUCCAUGGACAGUCACAAUACUUUCAGUAAUGCAAUUAUAGCCAAUCGCAAAAGGCUGUCAACUGAAAUGCAACAGAAAGAAAGCAGCAAUGGCAGCACUGUCAAGCGGUCUCGUGUCAGUGAAUCGCAGGAGGAAAAUUCAAAUGCUUCCAGUGAUGCCGGUGGUAGUGGUGGUGGUGGUGGUGUUGGCGGUAAUACUACACCCACAACACCCACCUCACAACCACAAACGGCACCAACAUUUAAUAACAAGCAACAAACGACGCCCCAACCAGAUGAUGUUUCGGAUAAUAGUAAUGGCGGUAAUAGCAACAGCAAUACGGCUUCAACACAACCCACAGCUGAAGUGGCAUGCUCGUGACCGCCGCC